Molecule: messenger RNA, 2430 nt
Organism: Uncinocarpus reesii 1704
Lineage: Eukaryota; Fungi; Ascomycota; Eurotiomycetes; Onygenales; Onygenaceae
Exons: 2
Coding region: 1-2430 (809 amino acids)
Biological process (GO): Golgi to plasma membrane transport; exocytosis
Cellular component (GO): exocyst; plasma membrane
Molecular function (GO): phosphatidylinositol-4,5-bisphosphate binding
Source: RefSeq, a predicted model, not a curated record
AUGGUGGAAGCCCAAUGCCUGGAGCAUCGGGCCUAUCGAGAGCAGAAAAGUUCGAGGAUGAAAAGCAACGGAUCGUUCAGAGCUGUUUCUCCAAGAAGGAGCCAGAUGGUUCCGGUAGGUCAUUCCCUGAGAGCCACGUUCGCCCGCGACUCCUACAUAUUCAUCGUGCAUUUUAUUUACAUCUUUUUGACAGUUGUCGAAUCAUAUAUCACGCAUAUUCGCGUCACCGAAGAUGGCGCCUAUCCAUCAAAUCCGCCACCGCCGACCUCUCCCCCGGAAAACAAGAAACCGAGAGUUAUCAUCGUUGCGGUGCGGAAAUCCGGAAGGGUACGAAUGCACAAGGCUCGAGAGAACGGCGACGGCUCAUUCUCCAUUGGUAAAACGUGGAUGUUAGACGACCUUGUUCGUAUCCAGACGUUCGAGAAUCUCGUACCCUCAAACCCAGUCGAGCAGCAACAAAAGCAAUGGGCGUCCAACAUCGGGUUUGUGGUGACGAUCACCAAGCCAUACUACUGGCAGUCAGAUACUCCAAAGGAGAGGGACUUCUUUAUUGGCAGUUUGGUUAAGAUCUAUAAAAAGUAUACUGGUGGUAAGCUACCAGCGUUGGUAGGCUUCGAUUCCCGGGAUAGGGAAAUACUUACCGGGAGCUCACCGGGCGGCCCCCUACCUCUCAAACCGCCAAAGAUUCCGGAAUCGGGUCCUGGUAGGCCAGAUCCACGGGUGCCUCGCUCGAGGUCCCCUUCCACUCAACGUACCAUACCGCAAUCACCACAUUCCAAUCGCGCUCCGAGUCGUGAUGGCCCUCGCGAAACCCGGAGGCAACCGUCUAGAGAACAGUUUAUGCGGCCUCAACCUAGCCAAGAGCAAAUGCAAAGAAUGCGACCUCCGUUCUCUCCUUCUCAACCUUUGCCAACCCCACCAUCAAGAGAUGGGCUCUCCGCCAAAGCCGGAGAGACCCCAACGCUUGCCGAAUAUUCCCCUCCAACUUCAUUCUCGGCUGAGUCAACCUCCAGGAAGCGAGCUGGGCAACUUCCCCCUGAUGGGAAAUCGAACCAAAUGGUAGACUUGCCAGUUAAGGUGCCACCGCCAAAUGAGACUGGCAGCAGUUCUCGCCCCGUCCCUCCAGCUGAAAGUGAACAGGCUGCUGCACGGGACAGGCUGCAACUUAACCUAGAUUUCGAUGGCGUAUCUCCGCUGGAAUCGCUAAAGCAGAGGCAAUCGCUGCAAAACAAAACGAGCGAUGGUUCACUAGCAAUGGUGAACCCUUCGCCGGGAGGCUCUAAGGGAAGUAUUGACCAGAGGAGUCUUCGGGCCGAUACUGAUGAUAAUUUCGUCACUCCCCUCUCUACCCCCGGCCCUCCACGGAUAGAGGUACGGCCUCAAUCAAGCGAAAGUGUCAAUUCCAAUAAAGGGUUCCACGCAGAGCCGUUAGCGACCUUGCCCAAAUCACGUGAAGUGGAUACUGCGCCUACUCUCCCUUCAAUUUCUGUUCCAGCGUUGGAUAUCGAACCGACACCAUCAGUCGCAGAUUCCGAUACGUCCCGCAGACGAGAGUCUGCGGAACCGGCUCCGCUACAGAUUGGCCUCAAAAAAUCCCCAGUGUCUCCUCCAGCAGAAGAAGAGGAAGGACACAGGCCUGGUCUCGGCCCGAUGGUUAAGAAAAAACCAGGGAAGGACCUUGCUAACACCUUCCGAAAGGCUGCUACAGCUUACGGUGCCUUUAAACCCAGAGCAGGGGGCGCGGCAGAACGACUAAUGGCAGCGAAGGACAAGUCUGGUAAUGAACCUGAUGGCAUUACGAGCGUUGUCCCGGCGCCGUCUUUACGCGCACAGCCUAAUGAAGCUGGACGGGGUAGCCCUGCAAACGAAGCUGCAGGAUCUCAGGAAAUUCCCAGACUUCAAGUCAAAAAGUCAUUUUCGGAAAAAAGAAGAUCCAUUGAAAGCAUGCCUCGGAGAAAGCAAGCUGUCUCGUCCACGCGUCAUCCAGAGCCACGAGAAGAUAAUAGUGUUCAAUACUGCGAUGCGCUUGGGAUCGAUUCUAGUUUUCUCCAGGGUAGGGGCAUAGACUUUGACCAUCUACUUACCGACUUGGGUUGGGAUGGUAAACUUAAAGAUGAUAAAACUGCCGACGAUUUUGAAGCCGAUAUUCGAAGAGAAAUCGGUAGGGUCCAGGCUAGUAGCUGGCUGGGCCAUCUCGAGUUUCAGGAAGACCAGGUGAAUGAGCUAGCGCGUCUCUUUGAUCGAACAAUUGAGGAAUGCGAGGAAUUGGACGGACUUUUGACAUUAUAUUCCCAUGAGCUCAGUACACUGACCGAUGACGUCGCAUAUAUUGAAGGCCAGGCAGAGGGCCUCCAGGUCAAGGUUUCAAACCAAAAACUGUUACAGGCGGAACUCCAGAGCUUACUCCAAGCCCCAGAGAGGGCCAAGUGA